GGACGGGACGGGACGGGACGGGACGGGACGGAGGGUGGCACAGCGCGGGCAGCUUUCUCGCCCCGGGCUCCUUCCGUCCCCGUUCCCGCUUUUGGGGGGGUCUCACAGUGAGAGCGUAGCGCUGGGGGAACUCGGGGAGUGCUGAGAUGAGGGACGGGGCUUAGCGGGCGGUGCUACGGCCGGCCGGGUGAUGUCAGGGGUGUUUGCCUACAUCGGUGGUUCUGUGAUGGGAGCCAGCACCUGGGUUGUGCUGCUGUGCCCUGCUGCUCGUUGUUUGGGAGCCUUGGCUUUUGGUCUUGGGGAGGCAAGCGGGAGAGGUGAAUUUGGCUGUUGGAAAGGAGCCGAGCGACUGGACAGCUGAAAGCAGGAACGGAAUGCCUCCCCCUGCUCUGCAAAGAAGUCCUUAUGGUUUGUUUUAAACCUUUGUGGAGGUUCCUGACUCAUCCUUCUCCACGGCUUGGCUGCUCGCUGUGUUGUGCAGAGCGGUUCCCAGGAGCUCAGCUGCUGCCAUCCCAUCGCCAUCACCCAUCCUCAGCAGGGAAGUGCAACUCAGCAGCACUUCUCCUCAGGGCUGGAGAAGCUCCUCAGGGCUGGAGAAGCUCCUCAGGGCUGGAGAAGCUCCUCAGGGCCCAGAGCUCAAACCCCCGCUUCUGCUUGUCAAAGCUUGGGUGCAGGAAUCGGUGCUCUUCCCCAGGAAAGGAGGAGGAGGCUUCUGUUCUCUGUGAAAAGAAGAAUGUUCAUUUCUUCUUUCCCACGGAGAGGAAAUCACUGAAAUUUGAGGACUGCCUGGAGCUGCUGCUGCUGGAGUCCAUGGCGUACACCGGGACCCCUCCGCCAGCGGGGCCCAUUGGCUCCCAGUACUGCGUCUGCAAAGUUGAGCUGUCCAUCUGUGGCCAAAACCUGCUGGACAGGGAUGUCACUUCCAAGUCUGACCCCUUCUGCGUCCUCUUCAUGGAAAUCAAUGGAAAAUGGGUGGAGGUAAGUCUUGAAGCUGCGUUAUUUCUGCUUCCUGUGGUUUGCUUAUCAGAAAACAAGCUUGGGGAUGAAGGCUGCAGUUUCCUGCUGGAAAGCCUUUCCUGGAUUUCAAUUUCAAAGCAGCUGAAUCUGAGUCACAACCUGCUCUCUGUUAACGGCAUUUACAGUCUGUUGAAGGCAGUGAAUACCUGUCAGAAGGUGGUGGAGGUGGAAGUCAGCCUUUAUCAUAACACUACAGUCCUGAGGUUUACAGAAGAUGGAGAAUUUGCUUCCCCUCCUCCUGGUAGGGAAGAGCCUUUGUACCCUACUGAUGACCAACGAGAUGACAAAGAAAACCAGACACCUAUUCCCUCCAAAAAAAUAAGGUUGACAGACUGUCAUUUUCAAGCCAGCGACCUGGAGAAGCUGUGUGCAGUCCUGAAGGAAUGUGGCAGCAUCUCUGAGCUGGACCUCUCAAAUAAUUAUCUGGGAGAUGAAGGACUUGCACAGCUGUUGCAGUUCCUCCCGAAUCUGAAAAUGUUAAGGUCACUCAAGCUAAAUAACAAUCAGAUCUCCCUGAGCUCUGUGUUCUGCUUAGCUCAGUCCUUAUGUACACUGGAACACAUUGAAACAGUGGACCUCAGCUUAGGACACAUGCAGGUGGUUCAUCUAACCUUUGGGGACAGAAUCAGGCUCAGAAGGACCAGCAGAUGGAGAAGUUGUUUCCUGGUGCAUCCAAAGCACGUAACAAAUGGACAGUGCUUUCGUCUCAGGGAUUGCACGGUGGGUCCUGAGGAUGUGACCAGGCUGUGCCGGAUACUGACACAGUGUCCCCAGCUGACGGAAAUCAAUCUGUCUGGAAAUGCACUGAGUGACCAAAGCAUUGAGAGAUUACUGAGCUUCCUGCCAUACCUAUGCCAGCUGACACUACUGAGUAUUAGGAACAACACGUUUUCCCCAUGUUGUGCUGUCUUAUUUGCCAACUCAAUCAACCUCUGUGAGCGCAUCAGAAGGGUGGAAGUGCGGUCAAGUCAAAAUGCUUUUUUACACUUAAGAACAAGCACGCAAAGCCAGAAGACAUCCUGCAGGCUGACUGACUGUGCCAUUGGCCAAAGACAGAUACAGAAGCUCUGCAGAGUCCUGGAGCAGCAUGGGUGGCUGGCAGAACUGGAUCUCUCCAGGAAUCAGCUGGGAGAUGAAGGCCUGAGGCUCCUCUUGGACCACUUGCAUCGAGUGCCCAUUACCUGUUCUCUCAAUCUCAGCCAUAAUAGGAUUUCUCAGCGUGGAGUUUUGCAUCUCAUAAAUGCCUUUUCUACUUCUGGAAAUACCACUGAAGUUCAGGUCAGUCUGUGCUCCAAGGCAACUUUAAUCAUCAAGCUGACAAGCAGAGAUGACCCAAGAAAGAUUUUGAGGCUCACAGAAUGCAGCUUUCAGCCAGAGCACUUGGAAAAGCUGUGGUUGGUCUUGGAGAAUUGCACCAGUCUGACAGAAUGCAUAUCCUCCAACAACAACGUGACAGUCGAUGCUGCAGAGGGGCUUUUACGUUCACUGAGCAAAACCUCAGGUCCUCUAAAAAUCAGCAUAGAAGAGCCCUGGGUAUGUAAGUUGAGUGUCACAAGCCUUCUUGAGCUGGCUGUCCAGGCCCAUGGAAACAUCACUGCGAUCACGAUAUGUAAAGAGAAAAGCCUCUUCCAGCUAGGGGUAAGGCUCCCACACUGCCUGGAGAAGGUGGGAUCAGUCGUUAGCAGAUUGAAUUUGAAUGAGCCAGAAAUCAAACAGGCUUGCUUCUACCAAAGAGUUCGUGAGAAAUGCACCCAGCUUCAGGAGCUGAGAUGGUCUCAUGUUGAAUUCCACGAUGACACAGAAAUGCUAGUCAGUAUUUUGCUACCUCUUCCAGAUCUGAAGAAGUUUGAGCUGACCUCUUGCAGUUUUACACCAGCUGGAAUUGACUGCUUGAUCACAGGCUUGCAGAGGUGCCAGGCUAUUGAAGAGCUCAACCUGGGCCACAUGAAGCUCGGUGAUGCUGCCAUUCCGAAACUUGUGCUUGGACUCUGUGAAAUGCCAUCUCUGAAAAGGCUGAUCUUGAACCAUAACAGCAUUGGUGACGAUGGCUGCUCCAGACUCGUAGAAGCCCUGAGGACUAUGCGCUGCAUGGAAGAAAUCAAUUUAGGCCACAACAAGAUUGGAGAUCUAGGCCUGAUAAAUAUAGCUGCUGUCCUGCUGGAAAUGCAAAACUUGAAGAGAAUCGACCUCUCAGGGAACUGUCCUAGUCCUGCUGGAGGAGAAAAGCUGAUGGAAGCUCUUGCCAAUUGCAAGCACCUCGAGGAGCUAAUACUAUCAAGGAAUGCUUUUGGAGAUGGGACAGUGGUGAAACUUGCCCUCUGUCUGCCUCGCAUGAACAGGCUGAAGAUCCUGCAUUUGCAGCACAAUGACAUCGGGCCAGCAGGAGGAACGGAGCUGGCCAGAGCCCUGGUGGCAUGUGGACUGUUAGAAGAGAUAAGUUUAUCUGAAAACGACCUUGGGGAAGGAAGUAUCCAUGCCCUGUCUGAGGGACUGCUGCAUUUUGAGCACCUCCGGAAGAUUGAGUUGAAACUCUGUGGAAUCACUGAUGAUGCUUCAAAAUUACUCUCUCGUGGCUUCCAACAGUGCCCUGCCAUGGAGGAGAUAAUAUUGUCUUGGAAUGCCCUUGGUGACGGAGGAGCCCAAGCGUUGGCCAGAAUCCUCCCAGGGAUGGAAAAGCUGAAGAUGUUAGACCUGGAGAAAAAUCGCAUUGGUGCCUGUGGUGCUACAAAGCUGGCAGAGGAACUUGUCAGGUGCCCAGAAAUUCAGUUUGUAAGGCUGUGGGACAAUCCAGUGCCCAAGGGCCUCGCUGAAAGUUUGACAAGCCAAGACCCAAGACUGUGCUUCUCCUUCUGUUAGCAGAGGACAGCCCUCACCUGUUUGAAAUUGCUCUCCGUUUCCCACUGACUUCAAGAAUUGCACUAAAAGGGAUCCUGAAGAACCCAGGAAACCCAAGUUCCUCCAGUUGUAAUUAUGUAAACUUGUAAUUAUGUCUUCCUUUACUGCACUGGACGAAAUGUGAGCACUUACGUGUGUUUUGUUUAUGGUGAGCUUUUAUUGUGAACCAAAAGACUGAAGAACUGCUGCUGAGCAGGCAGCAUUCUCGGUGUACCAACUCUUCAGCUAGCUUUGGGAUGAUGAGAUACAUCUGAUCACACUUUCAGAAAACCAGCAGAAUACUUCAUUAUCUUUAAUCAAGAUUGCAACACCUACAGGAUGUUCCAAUCAAAGGAUGAACAUCCUCCAGGAGAGGAUGUAAUUAUUUUUUUUUAACAGAACUGUAAACUGUUGACACAGUUACAAAUGCACUGGAACAAGCUGUUUGAAAAUUGUAUAUAGCUCUUUGUGAGAUACCUCUAAGGACUGUAAUAUAGGUUGUUGCUUGCUUCAUAGCAGGCUCUUCCUCCUGCAGAAUUGCUUCUGUUUCCUGGUAAAGCUUUCAUGUUACCUCAGUACAAAUGACAGAUCAAUGGUUGUCCAGCAAUGAUUGUUGGACAGUACAGUGAUCUGUAUUUGCAUGGCGAUUACAUGGAAAGGCUGAUACUGCCAUGUAUUUCAGUGAGAAAACUCAAUACUGAGGCUGAAGAACAAUUUGUAAGGGAACUGUGACUGUUAAGUGUGAGAGGACAUGCCUGCUUUCCUGUGUGGCUUUCCAGAAUUUUGGUGGGGUUUUGGAUGACCCAAUUGCACUGUGUCUUUGAGGUGAAGUGAGGGAUGACAUGAGCUUGACAUGCUGCAGUGUGGACUGCAGAAAGGAUCCUUCAGGCAUCUACUACUGAAUCCCAAAGCCUGGCUGUGCUGCUGCUGGACCCGUGAAGACCAAAGGGAGAAGAUCCCAAGCACUGAGUUUGAUGUACUGCUGAGACCAACCAUGACUGCUUGUCUGCGUGGAAUGACAGCAUGCGUUGCAGCUAUGUCAUCCUCAUUAUUUAUUAACUUGUAUUAUAAUGUUUUCCUUAUGUGUUUGUGCUGUAAAUAUUUAAUCCUUGUGGUGAGCUCAUGGAAUUUUGUUUACAGCAGCGUUUGCCUGGAAAGAGCAAAGUGCUGUGAUUUGAGCAGGGCAGGAGUGGGAGCGAGGCGGAAGCUCUGGGCCCUGGGUGGGGGACCAGCUGGCGUCUCUUCCUCCUGGAGGAGCUGCCAGCCUUGUUUUAGGGUCAGCAUCAGGUCUGUGAAACACUGAUCUGCUGCUUGGGAGUGGGGCCUGUUUGGCAGAGGCUAUACUCUGACGAAGCCACAACAAUGAAAAAUGAUAGUGAAAUUUCUUAGUAGACAGUAACUCGUUAAAGUAAUCGAGUCUCCGAGAUUUAAACACUGGAUUUUAAGGAGAAGCUUCACCAAAUAUGGCAUUUCUCUUCAUUUUGGGUUUUCAGGUCUAGGUUGCAGAUGCAAAUCUUUCUAGUGUCUGCUGGAGGAACAGCGUGGCACACGAGUGCUGUGGUGCUAUUGCUUCCCUACAGCUUCCCAGCAAACAGGUUUGUUAAGUGGGCUCCUCCUGCCCCUGGGCUCCCAGAACUUGGGGAAACACAGAGGGUGGGCAGUGUGCUCAGUAAGAACUCAUUCCAGUCCAGACUGUGAGCUGAAAAGCUGUAUUUCCUGCAUUUUCAUCAUUGUUUUAGUGCUGUGUCUCAUAAAUAACAAUGUUUGCUGGGUGUGAAGAAGGGAAGCAGUGUGCUGGCACUCCUUAGCACACCCCAGCACAGCAGUUUUGCAGCAGCCACCAUAAGAGCUGUACUAUUCUGGGCCACCUCCCUGAUGCACUCCAAGAUUUCACUUUGUAUAGGUGUUGUGAUGAUUUAUUUUCCUCACUUACUGGCGUGUACUGUUUUUCCUCCUUAUUUCAAUGGCAAAAACUUGACAUUGGGUAGUUGGGAAUGCCACUUGGAUGAGUGCUUUACUUUUCGAGUCAGUGUUGUUCUUUGGCUCUGGGGGGAAGGCUGCCUUUGCCCUGAGAUCAGAUGUAGUGGUGGAUGUGUUAAAAUGCAAGAGAUGAGAAAAUAAACGAACUGCUGUGUUCUGCAGUCCCCUGACUCCUGAUGUUGGGAACGCCGCAGUUUGCUGUGAGGUGAGAUGUGCUAUCAAUGCAGCACUGCCCUGGGCUUCAGACAUUAAAUAGUGCCUGGGAGGGCUCCUC
Molecule: messenger RNA, 6145 nt
Organism: Meleagris gallopavo (turkey)
Lineage: Eukaryota; Metazoa; Chordata; Aves; Galliformes; Phasianidae
Source: RefSeq, a predicted model, not a curated record